AUGGAUGACAUAUGCAUUAUGAAGAAUAAUAGGUUGGUUACACUCUUGUCCUCCACCCUAGCUCACGAGGAGGGGUCAUCAUCUUCUUCUCCCUUGAAGAACGCUGUCUUCGCUAUGGUCAAGACUGCUCUUCACACAAUCAACCUCGAGUUGCAUUCUGGAUCCCAUCCUCGGCUUGGAGUGGUCGACCACAUAUGCUUUCACCCUUUGUCUCAAACCUCCUCCAUUGACCAAGUUUCUGCCGUUGCCACUUCCUUGGCAAUGGAUAUCGGCUCCAUUCUCAGAGUUCCUACAUAUCUAUACGGAGCAGCACAAGAGGAGCAGUGCACGCUGGAUUCCAUAAGAAGGAAGCUGGGGUACUUCAAGACCAACAGGGAGGGACAUGAAUGGGCAGGUGGGUUGGAGCUGGAGGUGGUGCCUAUGAAGCCAGACGCAGGGCCACUAGAGGUCAGCAAAGCCAAACGGGUUGUAGCGGUUGGGGCGUGCGGGUGGGUCAGUAACUACAACGUGCCAGUCAUGUCAACUGAUCUCAAGCCAGUGAGGAGAAUGGCGAGGAAGGUGAGCGAGAGAGGAGGGGUCUUGGCUUCGGUGCAGAAAAUGGCUCUGGUGCACGGGGCAGGGGUCAUAGAGGUCGCCUGUAACUUGCUGAAUCCAAGCCAUGUCGGAGGAGAUGAUGUUCAAGGACUGAUCGAGGGGCUUGGUAGAGAGGAAGGUCUGCUUUUGGGAAAAGGGUAUUACACUGACUAUACAGCCGACCAGAUCACUCAACGAUACAAGGACUCAUCAAAAAUUCAUAUCAUACAUAAGUUGUUUGUGUUCAAAACUUUUAAAGUUUUUUUUUUGUGUUAAAAAAUUAGUGUCACUGGGUUUCUAAUACAUGGCCUUUUUAAGUAGCUUGACAAACUUGACCAUAAAGUCAAAAAACAAUAUGAUGUUGUCAUUCCCACGUCCAUCAUAUAUCUUUUUUUUGUGCGGUUGUGUGUGUUUUCUGUAUUGUUAUUAUCAUGACUCUAAACUGAAAUGAGCGGAGAUUAAAAUAAUUGAAAGGAUAGAAUAUGAGAUUAGUUCAUAUGGUAAGAUGCAAAAAUAUCAAAUCCCAUCAUUGGUGUUUUGUCUCAAAACGAUGAUUGUGCGAGGGAUGCCCUGCCCUUUUCCUUAUAGUUCUUAAAGCUGAUCUCUUGCGAUUUAUACCUUUUGUGUGUUUCCACACUUGCUCAAGUGUAUAGCAAAUUGGCAAUGCAUGCAAGUCAUCGAACAACUGGGUUAAUAGAUAUCUAAAGUUACAUGUGGCCUUGGGACGAUGCAGUAGUAGCAGUAGUAGUUGAGAUCUCUGUCAUUCAAAUUCGUAUCUAUAAGUUGUGGUGUAUAUCAUCAUUUUAUGAGUUUUGAAAAGGAAAAUACAAAUAUAACAAUUUUCUCAAUAUAAAAAGACUUUCUCUCCCAGACCCGAUUCCCGAGGCUCAGCAGCAAAAGCUCUUGCUGAGUAACAAUCGCUUUAGGGAUUAAGGUGAAUUUUCUUCAUGGGGUUCUUCAUCUUGCUGAGCUUGACUCGCCUCUUAUAGGCUUUAUCUCUAUGUUUCUUAAUGUGUUUUACUUUCGUUGUACCGUCGAACAUGCUCUGGAAUCUUCUGUUUCAGUUGUAAACUUUCAUGCUCCUUGAGCUUUUAAUAUA
This is a messenger RNA of Brassica rapa (field mustard), 1672 nucleotides long. Its product is annotated as formimidoyltransferase-cyclodeaminase. Gene Ontology annotation, molecular function: transferase activity; folic acid binding. The record is from RefSeq and is a predicted model, not a curated record. NCBI's taxonomy places the organism in Eukaryota, Viridiplantae, Streptophyta, Magnoliopsida, Brassicales, Brassicaceae.